Molecule: messenger RNA, 1359 nt
Organism: Debaryomyces fabryi
Lineage: Eukaryota; Fungi; Ascomycota; Pichiomycetes; Serinales; Debaryomycetaceae
Product: class-II fumarase/aspartase family protein
Exons: 1
Coding region: 1-1359 (452 amino acids)
Molecular function (GO): catalytic activity
Source: RefSeq, a predicted model, not a curated record
AUGUCUACAGCGUAUGAUUCAUGUCUAUUUAAAAAUAUUUUUGGUACCGAAGAAAUUAGGGAUGUUUUCAGUGAAGACGCCUAUAUCAAGAAUAUGAUACUAACUGAAGCUUCAUUAGCAAAAGCUGAAGGACAGUGUGAUGUUAUUCCUAACGAUAUUGGUGAUGCAAUUUACGAAUUAGGAAAAGAUUUGACUCUUAGUUCUAUUGAUAAAUCGUUACUUGGAGAACAAACCGAUGUAGUUGGGUAUUGCGUGUUACCUUUAUUAAACCAACUAACCGCUCAAUUCCCUGAAAACUUAUCCGGAUACCUUCAUUGGGGAGCAACAACUCAGGAUAUUAUGGACACCGCUUCCAUGCUACAAAUUAAAAAGGCAUUAGAGAUAGUAGAAAAUUAUUUGUCAGAUUUAAUAACAAUAUUGAAAGAUUUGGCUCAAAAACAUAAAGAUACUCCAAUGGCGGGUAGGACUCACUGGCAACAUGCUUUGCCAAUAACUUUUGGAUAUAAGUGUGCAGUUUGGCUCUCUAGUUUACAGAGAUCUUAUAAUAGGUUACAAGAAUUAAAACCAAGAUGUUUGUUGGUUCAAUUUGGCGGUGCCGCUGGAACUUUAGCAUCAUUAGGAAAUGAUCCGAAUAAAGGUUUAGAUGUGAGAGCGAAGUUAGCAAGUUUGCUAGGUUUAAAUAAUCCAUCCAUUACCUGGCAUGUAGCAAGAGAUGGUAUUGCCGAAAUAAUUAACCUUCUUGCCAUUAUUUGUGGUUCUCUAGGAAAAAUAGCACUUGAUAUUAUUGCCAUGUCAUCAAAUGAGCUUGAUGAAGUAUCCGAACCUUACAUACCUCAUAGAGGAGCAUCUUCCACUAUGCCUCAAAAAAGGAAUCCUAUUUCUUCUGAGUAUAUUUUGGCAUCAUCAAAAAUUGUUCGUGCUAAUGCCGGAUUAGUUCUUGAUGGGCUAGUUGCUGAUUUUGAAAGAGCAUCGGGCCCUUGGCAUCUCGAAUGGGUCGCUAUACCGGAAUCUUUUAUUUCCACUGUUGGUUCUUUGCAUCAAAUGAAAUUUACUUUGGACGGUUUAGAGAUUAAAGCUGAUUCUAUGUUACGUAACCUUGAAUCGACUAAAGGAUUAAUAGUUGCCGAAGCCGUAAUGAUGGGUCUUGCGCCUUUUAUUGGAAGACACGAUGCGCAUGAAAUUGUAUACAAAUGCUGUGUCAAAGCACAUGAUGGCAAGGCUGCUUUAUAUGAUAUUUUGAGAUAUGAACAAAAAAUAAUUGAUAAAGUCGACCUGAAAGUGUUGAAAGAGUUAUGUGAUCCAAUUAAUUAUUUGGGAUGUUCUUCCUCUAUGGUUGACGAUGUAUUGAAUUUGAAGUAA